AUGGAUAAAUCAAUAGAAUUACCAGCAUAUAGUACCACUCCAGAGACAGAUAAGCAAAUUAGAUUCAUCUACAAGAAGGCUGUUGCAGAAUCGUUAAGCAAAUUAGCGAAAUUCGACAAAGAAAAGUUCGUUAAUUUGCAUGAUACGCCAGCUACUCGUUUAGCAGCAGAAUUUGUAGCACAGUACAUAAACAAACACAUGAUGGACUUUACUGCUGAUGCAUUAGAAGUAGAAGCUAAAAAUCAUAUUCGACAAAAACAUAGAUCGGAAAAAUGGAUUUCUCAUACCUUAAAACUUGGACAGGGCGAUAGUCUAAUCGAACAGCUACGUGCACCUCCUGUUACACACGAUUCUACUAUAUCUACACUUUCACCAACAAAAUCUAUCAUGUCUUCCCCUCCAAAACUAGAUAGUCCAAUCUCUCAAGGUACACAGAACAGUGGAAACUCUACUCCAACAAAAAGAAUACACGUCAGGGUCAAGAAAAACAAAAAUGGUGAAAUCAUCGAAGAUCCAAAAGAAAUUAUAUUCUCAGAUAAAGCACUCAGAAGAAUUAGCAAAAAAGAUCGUGAAACGCUCUUAACUGAAUCAAGAACUCACACAAUUUCCCAAUCAACAAAUAUAUCUGAAAUUAAAUCAAAUAAAGAUCAAUUACCACCUCCCCCACCUGAAAUACGAAAUAGAGAUAUCUCUGUCGAUAAUUCUAAUAUAGAUUUCGAAGAUGAUUCGAAGAAUACGUCAAAAACUUCAUUAUUCCCUCCAAAAUCACCAAAGCGUAAACACGAUACGAUAGACAAUGCUCCAGAAGUCAAACCAAAAAUGUUUGAUGCAGAAAUUGAGCCAGAUACACUACAUCGACUAGAUCCAUCUGAUUGUCGAAGCAUUAGAGAAGCAAGGCCAACUCUUUCAUUUGUUGCUCGCAUAAAUGAACAAUUGCAAAGGGAAGCCAUGCAAAAAGAUCAAGAAAUCGAAGCUCUUAAAUUAUUAAUUCAACAGAAAGAGCAAGAAGAAAUGAGCCCAAGCCAUGUUGCUUCUUGUGAUGCAAGUAUUGGUUCAGAGGUGAUAGAUCAGGAUGCUCCACAGCUUUCUCCUAAGCUUACAUCAAGAUUAUCCAAAUUAUCAGAUGAAACACCUCCAACAUCACCAGUUUCUGCUGCCAGUAUGGCAAAUCGUAGAAAAGUAGAUCUUCGUCCUGUUAAAAUUCCUCAAAAGGAAUCUGAUUCGAGUUAUUAUUCAGAUUAA
Molecule: messenger RNA, 1242 nt
Organism: Trichomonas vaginalis G3
Lineage: Eukaryota; Parabasalia; Trichomonadida; Trichomonadidae
Exons: 1
Coding region: 1-1242 (413 amino acids)
Source: RefSeq, a predicted model, not a curated record